UGUAAAAAUAAGUAAAUAUUUAACAGUAUGAAUAGACUUUCCAGUAUAAAGCAACUGGCAAAACUAAGUCUGUGUAGUCUCUCGGACAAUGGAUCAGCAUCUACAAGUUUUUAGAUAUCUUUACGGCGUAGUCCAUGUCGUUCAUUACACUGAAUUGGUUAUAGGCCACUGAGUUUUGUGUAUCUGCUUUUGACUGACAAACAAUAGAGUCGGUGAGCACUGUUGCUUUCAGAGGAGGGGUGGUGAGAAAGCCCAGUUUGAACUACUGCAUGGGCGCUCUAUGCUACGCUGGCUCAUAUCAAUGGAUAGCACGAACCCGGGACAAACUUUUUCUGUUGACUUUAUAGGUGUUCUUGACCGAUCAGGUGUAUGCAAUGCGUUGUAAACCAUGGAAUUACAAAUGCUUUGGCUAUGGAUAGGGUUUGUAUCUCACUUUCCAGUGACUGCAUGUUUGGAUCUGCACGUUUCUGACACAUUGCCGUCUGGAGUAGUGCUAGGAAAUAUAUCUCUUGGACCGGGCUGGAUAUACGAUAUAGAUAGGACUUUAACUCCUAAAUACGUGAGACACAUUUUAGAUAUUGAGAGACAACGUGGAAUUUUAUAUUUCUCAGGAAAAGUUAACUGUGCGCAGUUCCCGAAGAACCCAGCUCCGCUUUACAUACAGGUUAAAUCAAUUACCUCGAAAAACGUUAUUUUAAUUCACUUCAAUACUUUUGUGCAUGGACAAAAUUGUUUCAUUAAAUAUAGAAGAAAGAGCACCGAAGGUAAGCCUGAGAUUUACAUGAAACUUUUCGCAGAAUUACACAAAUCUCCAUGCGUCUCGACGAGUAAUUUGCUUUUAAACAUUUAUGAACAUUUACCACAAUUUACUCGAAAACCACACUCCUAUUUUUUAUCGUGUAAGGGAGCUAACUGGAAAGUAUUUUUUGAUAAAGGGAGUUUUUAUCCAAAUUGUAUGCAACUCAAUGUGCAAAACGAGUUUGAUUUAUUCUGCAGAGUGCAGAAUCUAUGGAAUUACACCACUGUCCAUGUGAAAUUGCAUUUUAAUUUUCAACAUAAUCAUGCCAUUUUUACAGACAGUCAUUUGGGGACACAGGAUACAUGGACCAAACGCAAAAAAAGAAAUGUGAAUACCGCUCCCCAGUUUGAACUGCCCAACUAUCAGGUGUCUGUCCCGGAGAACGAACCCGCGGGAACUCGCGUAAUUACGCUCAAGGCACUGGACACUGACGAUGGAGACGCUGGUGAAGUAGACUACGAGAUGGAAGCCCUGUUCGAUAGCAGGUCCAAUGAUUAUUUUCAAAUUAACUCGCAUACGGGCAGCAUCACAACUCUGCAGCCUUUGGACAGGGAGGUCAAGGAUACACAUGUAUUCAAGGUUAUUGCUACAGACAAGGGCAGACCUAAAAGGUCAGCCACUGCUUACCUCACUGUCACCAUAAGUGACACUAAUGAUCACGGGCCUGUUUUUGAGCAGACAGAGUAUAGGGUCAGCCUCAGGGAGAACGUGGAGGUAGGCUUCGAGGUAUUGACUAUUAGGGCCACCGAUGGGGAUGCCCCUUCGAAUGCCAACAUGAUAUAUAAGAUUGUUAAUGAAGAGGGAGAUAACGCUGCUUUUGAAAUUGACCCCAGGAAUGGCCUAGUGAAGAUCAGGGUUCGGCCUGACAGGGAAACCAUGACCCAGUAUCAGCUGAUAGUGGAGGCUAAUGAUCAGGGUAAAGAGCCAGGGCCCCGCAGUGCCACAGUUACAGUGUACAUCUCUGUGGAGGACGAGAAUGAUAACUAUCCCCAGUUUAGUGAGAAGAGGUAUGUGGUCCAAGUGCUGGAGAGUGUGGCGGUGAACACCAAAGUGGCCCAGGUUAAAGCCACAGACCAAGAUGAGGGCAACAACGCUAAAGUCCACUACAGCCUCAUCAGUGGCAACGUGAAGGGCCAGUUCUACAUCCACUCCCCGACAGGUGUCAUUGACCUCAUCAACCCCUUAGAUUAUGAGAUGAUCCGGGAAUAUACUUUGCGGGUAAAGGCGCAGGAUGGCGGGCGACCACCUCUGAUUAAUGGCACAGGGAUGGUUGUGGUGCAAGUUGUUGAUGUCAAUGAUAACGCCCCUAUGUUUGUUAGCACCCCUUUCCAAGCCACUGUAUUGGAAAAUGUGGCCAUUGGUUAUUCUGUGAUCCAUAUCCAGGCCAUUGAUGCGGACUCCGGUGAUAACUCUCAUUUGGAGUACAGACUAACUGACAUGGCUCCAGGCUUCCCCUUCACCAUCAAUAACAGCACAGGGUGGAUUACUGUCAGUGAAGAGCUUGACAGAGAGACCACCGACUUUUACAAGUUUGGCGUAGAAGCAGUGGAUCAUGGGAUUCCUGCCAUGUCAUCUUCUGCCAGUGUCGCUGUCACAGUGGUUGAUGUCAACGACAACGUCCCCACGUUCACGCAGAGGUUGUACAGCCUGAAAAUGAAUGAGGACGCCGCGGUGGGUACCAGCGUACUGGCUCUCUCUGCCAUAGACCGUGACGCCAACAGUGUGGUAACGUACCAGAUCUCCAGCGGCAAUACUCGGAACAGGUUUGCCAUCACCAGUCAGACGGCUGCCGGAGUCAUCACCCUGGCACUUCCGCUGGACUACAAGCAAGAGCGCCAGUACGUCCUGACGGUGACCGCCUCGGACGGCACACGCCACGACGCGGCGCAGGUCGUCAUCAAUGUCACCGAUGCCAACACCCACCGGCCGGUGUUCCAGAGCUCCAACUACCAGGUGAUGAUCAGCGAGGACCGGCCUGUGGGCUCCACCGUGGUGGUCAUCAGUGCCACGGACGAGGACACGGGGGAGAAUGCGCGCAUCAGCUAUGUGAUGGAGGACAAUGUGCCCCAGUUCAAAAUCAACCCGGACACGGGCACCAUCACCACGCAGAUCGAAAUUGACUAUGAGGAUCAGGCCUCCUACACGCUAGCCAUCAUCGCCCGCGACAACGGCAUCCCCCAGAAAUCAGACACCACCUAUGUGGAGAUCAUCGUUCUGGAUGCUAAUGAUAACGUGCCUCAGUUCCUCAGGGACAUUUACCAGGGGACGGUAUUUGAGGAUGCACCCGUUUACACCAGCGUACUCCAGAUUUCCGCAUCUGACAGGGACUCCGGGUCUAAUGGGCGGCUUAGUUACUCCUUCCAGGGUGGGGAUGAUGGAGAGGGGGACUUCUUCAUCGAACCCUACUCGGGCAUCAUCCGAACAGCCAGGAAACUGGACAGGGAGAAUGUUCCUGUGUACAACUUGAAGGCCUUUGCUAUGGAUAGAGGGGUACCGCCCCUCAAGGCCGCAGUGGACAUCCAGGUUUCCGUCCUGGACAUCAAUGACAACGCUCCUGUGUUUGAAAAGGACGAGCUGUAUGUCUAUGUGGCGGAAAACAGUCCUGUGGGUUCCACUGUAGCCCGCAUUACAGCAACUGACCCGGAUGAGGGAACCAAUGCACAAAUCCUCUUCCAAAUUGUGGAAGGGAAUGCCCCAGAGGUCUUUCAACUUGACAUCUUCAGCGGGGAUCUUAUUGCCCUCACAGAUUUAGACUACGAGGCCAAGAUGGAGUACACCAUCGUGGUCCAGGCAACCUCUGCGCCAUUGGUCAGCCGAGCCGUAGUUCAUAUCCGCCUGUUGGACAUCAAUGAUAAUGACCCUGUCCUACGCGACUUUGAGAUCAUCUUCAACAACUACAUCACCAACCGGUCCAACAGCUUUCCUGCCGGGGCCAUCGGGAAGGUUCCGGCCCAGGAUCCGGAUGUGUCAGAUAAGCUCCAUUACAGUUUUGUGGAGGGUAACGAGCUGAGCCUACUAAUACUGAACCAGGACACAGGAGAAUUGAGGCUGAGCAGAGACCUGGACAACAACCGGCCCCUUGAGGCCACCAUGAAGAUAUCUGUUACAGAUGGUGUCCACCACGUAACAGCCCUCUGCACUCUGCGCGUUACCAUCAUCACAGACGACAUGCUGACUAACAGCAUCACGGUGCGCCUAGAGAACAUGUCCCAGGAACGCUUCCUAUCCCCACUGCUAACACUCUUCAUGGAGGGCGUGGCUGCCGUUCUGUCUACCAGCCGUGACGGCGUCUUCGUCUUCAACAUCCAAAAUGACACCCACGUCCAGGGGGGCAUCCUAAAUGUCACCUUCUCUGCCUUGCGCCCCUCUGGUGGGAAUGAACUCGGGGGGUCUCGGGGCACCAUCCCCCCUGGACGAUUUUUCCCUUCUGAGGCCCUGCAGGAGCAGAUUUACCUGAACCGAACUCUGCUCACGUUGGUAUCCAGCCAGCGUGUGUUGCCCUUCGACGAUAACAUCUGCCUCCGUGAGCCCUGUGAGAACUACAUGAAGUGUGUGUCGGUCCUGAGGUUUGACAGUUCGGCACCCUUUGUGUCAUCUGACACGGUGCUGUUCAGGCCUAUUCACCCGGUGACAGGGCUACGUUGCCGAUGCCCAGCAGGCUUCACGGGGGACUACUGCGAGACGGAGAUUGAUCUGUGCUACUCCGGGCCGUGCCAGAACAACGGCAAGUGCCGAAGUAGGGAAGGCGGGUACACCUGCGACUGUCCAGAGAACUUCACAGGUGAGCACUGCGAGGUGAACUCCCACUCCGGACGCUGCGUCCCAGGGGUGUGUAAGAACGGUGCCAGGUGCGUGGACCUCCUCAUAGGGGGCUUCAUGUGCCAGUGCCCCCCCGGGGAGUACCAGAAGCCCUACUGUGAGAUGAGCACCCGGAGCUUCCCUGGACAGUCCUUCAUCACCUUCAGAGGGUUACGGCAGAGGUUCCACUUCACUGUGUCCUUCAUGUUCGCCACCCGGGACACCAAUGCCUUGCUGCUUUACAAUGGAAGAUUUAACGAGAAGCACGAUUUUAUUGCCUUGGAGAUCAUCAAAGAACAAAUCCAGCUCACCUUCUCGGCUGGAGAAGACAAAACCACAGUAUCACCCUUUGUCCUAGGUGGGGUGAGUGAUGGCCAGUGGCAUAGGUUACUGCUACACUACUACAACAAGCCCAACAUUGGUCGCCUUGGCAUCCCCCAUGGGCCAUCGGGUGAGAAGGUGGCUGUUGUCUCUGUGGAUGACUGCGACAUCGCCAUGGCAAUUCACUUUGGUGGCCAGAUCGGGAACUACUCUUGUGCUGCCCAAGGCACGCAGACAGGACAGAAGAAGUCCCUGGACCUCACCGGACCACUACUUCUGGGUGGUGUUCCCAACCUGCCAGAGGAUUUCCCCGUCCAGAAUCGAGACUUUGUGGGCUGUAUGAGAGACCUGACUAUUGACAGCGAGCUUGUGGACAUGGCCAGUUAUGUAGCCAACAACGGUACUGCGGCAGGUUGUACAGCAAAGAAGGACUUCUGCACUAAAAGUGUGUGUCUGAAUGGAGGAGUAUGUGUGAACAAAUGGAGCACCUACUCGUGUGACUGUCCCCUGGGCUAUGGAGGGAAGAACUGUGAACAAGUCAUGCCGUCGCCCCAGCAGUUCGAUGGCCACGCCCUGGUGUGGUGGCGCGAGCCGGAGGUCACCAUCGGCGUGCCCUGGUACGUGGGCCUUAUGUUCCGGACCAGGCAGAGCUCUGGCACCCUGCUGCAGGCCAACGCCGGGGACUUCUCGAAGAUACACAUCCUGCUCAGUGGCAGACACGUACGAUUCCAGGUGUUCCUGGGAGUGAGGCGGGUGGCCCUGCUGGACUUCCCUCAGGUGAGGGUGAGUGACGGGGCGUGGCACCACGUCCUGGUGGAGCUGAAGAGCAUCAAAGACGGCAAGGACAUCAAAUACAUGGCCCUAGUGUCACUUGACUACGGCAUGUUUCAGAGGUCAGUGGAGAUCGGGAACGAGCUGCCAGGCCUGAGGCUCAGGAGUCUGUUUCUGGGGGGGCUGAUGAAGAAAGACGGGACGGUCCAGAACGGACUAAAGGGUUGCAUGCAGGGCGUACGGAUGGGCGAGACGUCCACCAACCUGGCCAACGUCAACAUGCGCGAGGGUCAGAGGAUCCGGGUGGAGGAGGGCUGCCAAGUGGCUAACCCCUGCGCCACUAACGUGUGCCCCGAGCACAGCCGCUGCACCGACGACUGGAGCGCACACUCAUGCGUUUGCCGUCCCGGGCACUUUGGUAGGGACUGCGUGGACGCGUGUCUGCUGAACCCCUGUCAGCACGUCUCCACCUGCGUGCGUCGGCCCAGCUCCCCCCACGGCUAUGGCUGCCAGUGUGGCCCCAGCUCCUAUGGAGAGUACUGCCAGAACCAAGCCAACCUACCGUGUGCUCGCGGCUGGUGGGGGAACCCCAUCUGUGGUCCGUGUAACUGUGAUGUCAGCAAAGGGUUCUACCGAGACUGUAACAAGACCACUGGGGAGUGUCGCUGUAAGGAUAACUACUACAGGCCCGAGGGAGGGGACACAUGUUACCCCUGCGAGUGUUUCCAGCUCGGCUCCACGUCGCGCUCCUGUCACCCCGUCACAGGCCAGUGCCAGUGCAGGACGGGAGUGAUCGGGCGCCAGUGUAAUGGCUGUGACAAUCCUUUCGCUGAGGUCACCUCCAGCGGGUGCAUGGUUGUAUAUGAGGGCUGUCCCAAGGCCUUUGAUGGUGGGAUUUGGUGGCCAAAGACCCAGUUUGGACAGCCUGCUGCCAUGAAGUGUCAAAAAGGAUCCAUUGGCACAGCCAUCCGCCACUGCAGCGACGAGAACGCCUGGCUGCCUCCCGAUCUCUUCAACUGCACCUCGCUCACCUUCUCUCAGCUGAAAAAAGAGGACGAGGAACUGCAUCUCAACAGCUCCAGGAUGGACGGCGAGAGGUCAAAGGCCCUGGCCAGCAUGCUGCGGAGCGCUACCAACCGCACGGCCUCCCUCCAGGGCAGUGACGUGAAGACGGCGUAUAGCGUCCUGACACGACUGCUGCAGUAUGAGAGCCAGCAGCUGGGCUUCGACAUGGCCGCCACAAGGGACAUCCACUUCCAUGAGAACAUCGUCCGAGCGUGCAGCGCCAUCUUGGACCCUGCCAACAGGAGACACUGGGAGCAGAUCCAGCAUUCCGAAGGUGGCACGGCGCUGCUGCUGCACAGCUUUGAGGAGUAUGCCCACACCUUGGCCCAGAACAUGAGGAAGACCUACCUGAAUCCAUUCACCGUUGUCACGGACAACAUGAUGGUCUCUGUGGUGCAUUUGGACCCGUCCAAGCCAGAACAGACACAAAUUCCAAGUUCUCAAGGUUUCCUGUCCAAUCCCAAAGAGAUUGAAGCCUCAGUACGCUUCCCAGAUUUCCUGACAGAAAAGGAGCAGUCAGAGGAGGUUAAAGCGUUCUCAAUGGCACCGGCCAAAGACACAACGCCCACCGACGUACCAACAGCAAUAGCCAGGGCCACGGGCGACUCUGUAACGGGGGCCCCUGGAGCCCCUCCUCUCCAGACAGAGUCCGCUGAGCCCUCCAACGCGGGACACCGUGCGUCCCCCAAGAGGAGGCGUCACGCUGAAAUCCCAGGCCCUCUCCCUGUUGCCGUGGUGAUCAUCUAUCGUACCCUGGGGCAGCUCCUGCCCGAGAACUAUGACGCCGAUCGCCGGAGCCUGAGACUUCCCAUGAGGCCCGUCAUCAACAGCCCUAUUGUGAGCACUGUGGUUUACAAUGAGGGUCUGCCUUUGACCACCCAUCCGUCGCAACCCGUCAUACUGGACUACAAACUGCUGGAGACAGAGGAGAGGACCAAACCUGUCUGUGUCUACUGGAAUCACUCCAUCUCGGUUCGUGGGACGGGAGGAUGGUCUGCCAGGGGUUGUGACCUGGUCUUCAGGAACAGCAGCCACAUCAGCUGCCGAUGCAAUCACAUGUCCAGCUUUGCGGUGCUCAUGGACAUCUCCAAGAGAGAGCAUGGAGAGGUCCUUCCCCUGAAGAUCAUCACAUACACCACAGUGUCUGCCUCGUUGGUAGCCCUCCUCAUCACCUUCCUCCUGCUAGCCAUACUCCGAAUGCUCCGAUCCAAUCUCCACAGCAUCCACAAGAACCUGGUGGCAUCUAUCUUCCUCUCAGAGCUCAUCUUCAUCUUCGGGAUCAACCAGACUGGGAAUCCGUUCCUGUGUACGGUCGUAGCCCUGCUGCUGCACUACUCCUACAUGUGUACGUUUGCCUGGAUGUUCGUGGAGGGCCUUCACAUCUAUCGCAUGCUGACCGACAUUCGCAACGUCAACCACGGUCACAUGAGGUUCUACUACGCCAUCGGCUGGGGCGUUCCCGCAGUUAUCACCGGCCUUGCGGUUGGGUUGGACCCUCAGGGCUAUGGGAACCUAGACUUCUGUUGGCUGUCUGUCCACGACACACUCAUCUGGAGUAUCGCCGGCCCUAUUGCUGUUGUGGUACUGGUCAACAUUGCCUUGUUCUUCCUGGCCGCCAAGGCCUCAUGCGGAAAGAGGCAGUUGACGUUCGAGAAGUCUGGAGCGAUCUGUUCUCUGCGCGUGGCCUCCCUCCUCCUGUUGCUCCUCAGCGCCACCUGGCUCCUGGGACUCAUGGCUGUCAACAGUGACAUCCUCUCCUUCCACUACCUCUUUGCCGUUUUCAGCUGCCUUCAGGGCGUGUGCAUCUUCUUUUUCCACUGUAUUUUCAACAAGGAGGUGAGGACUAACCUGAAGAACGUCCUCACGGGGAAGAAGCCACUAGCGGGGGAUUCCACUGCCAACCGCGCCACUCUGCUCACGCGCUCUCUAAACGGGAAGCCCCCGCGUCCAGAGGAGGACGGUCUAUACCGCACCGCCUUCGGGGAGUCCACCGUCUCUCUGGACGGCGCCGUCAGGUCAGCCCGGAGCCACAGCCUCGGCAGCAGCCAGGCCAGGAACGACUCGACCCGGAAGCGCGCCGCAUCCUCCAGCUCGGCCAGAAAGAGUUCCCGGGGGGACGGAGACUCAUCCGUCUCGUUGCGCAAGCACUCCAGGAGAGACGAUUCGGACUCAGAUAGCGAGCUCUCAGUGGACGGGCGCAGUGGCUCCUACGCCUCCUCCCGCUCCUCAGACAGUGAGGACGGCGGAGGGAGCCACAGGCAUAGAUGGAACAACGAGAGACAGCCCCAGCACAGCACACACAAAGUGGAUACAGUGGCCAAUCAAGUGAAGCUUCACUUGCCAGUGGAGCCUCCGACAGCGAGCGAGAGCGAGGAGCCCCGAGGGAUGGAGACGCUGCGCGUGGAAACCAAAGUCAACGUGGAGCUCCAUCAGGACAAAAAUCCCUCCCGGAGCGACAGCGCGCCUCCCAGCUCACCUGACAGCAACCUGACAGAGAAGCGACGGGGCAUUCUGAAGAACAAGAUCACAUAUCCUCCACCGCUUGCCGAUAAGAACAUGAAGAACCGCCUGCGGGAGAAACUGAGUGACUAUGAGCCCCGCACAAUCUCCCACAGGGUUACUCCGGUCCCUGCCUCCCCCCGUCUGCGCCCUGCAACUGGGGGCAAUGGUGUCCUCGUCAAACCCCCGCCCCGGCUGCACACACCGCAGCGCCCCACGUCGUCUCCGUGGGACCCAUGCAAUGGGGUUGCCAUGACAGCGCCGAGGGCUACGAUGUCGCCAUUGGUUAACGGCAUCCAGGACCCCUCGGAUUCAGACGGGAGCAACGAAACAUCAAUCUGACCUGGGUGGAGUACCAGGGAGAAAAACCUGCCUCCGUGGGGGAUAGGUUGACUGCGCCCUUGCCAUAUGUGGGGUUCAAAGGUCACAGUAACCCAUUCCAGCAGGCCUCAGGACUCCUAAGCUCAUAUUGAGAACAUUGUUACUGUUGACAAUUACCUGCCGGAGAUCAAAAGGAUAAGUGCCAGACUCAGGCGCCUAAGAACUUCUACUCCCAGCAUGCAGCAGUGAGUCGAAAACAAAAACAUAAAGCACCUCCUGGCACCACCGCCAAAUGCCUCUGUCUGACAUUCACUGCAGGUGUCUUCCGACAGCAAGCUGGGAAUGAAUACUUUUCUAUGACCAGAUGUGCCAUGAUGUGACAACAUUGACCAUAUGUCCAACUGCCCACAAAGUCAGAAACGUCCAAAAACCAAUACAUUAUUUUGUCUUUGUAAUUUCCUUGUAGAUAUUUUUAAUUGUUUUCUUUUUUUACAUGUUUAUAGGAAAGGUUAAACGAAUGUGUAAAUUGUAAGUAGUAUUAUUGUACCACGAUCCUUUUCGACAUUACUUGUACAUAUGACAGUUAACAACCUUUGUUUUCUUGAAAUAUUUUCAACUCUUUUGUGAUCGUUAGCUUUCUGAAGCUUCUGUGCAUGUGGAGAUUACAUUCUGGUCAUGUGUUUUUACACGCAGGUUCUGCUCUACUUGUAGAGAACAUGUUACUCUGGCCAAUUGUGCAUUUUGAACAGUUAGAUCAUAACUGAAUCAAUGUCUGCAUGAUAAAAUAUUAUGAUCACAGUAUUUAAAAUAACUGAAUAUAAAUAUAAAAUAGUAUAACAUUGAUUAUUAUAAUAAAUACCAGCACAUUGAAUUUGUCAACGAUAAUUCGCAGUUUCACAGACUAAACGCCCAUGUGGUUUCAUUUUACAUAGUAACCAUUUGAUCUCAAAUAGAUUAAUUGGGAACUGCAUAUAGCAUCAACACACUGGGAGCUAAUGUUUUGUUACUGUAGCAUGGCCUGCAGUUUAUGAAAAAUGUCAGCAAAUACUGCAAGUUUAAAGAGAGAAACAUAAUAGUGUUGUUUUUCUCUUACAUUAAUCUUCCAUUAUCUUUUAUUUCGUAAAAUGCUGUGAGCAUUACUGAUUGAUUUAUCAGACAUUACAUUUUAAAACUCUACAUUUUAGAUUGAUCUUUAAUUGAAUAAUGAAGCUACAUUUUCAUGAAGCCUGUUCUCUGGGAGCAGAUAAUACGUAAUGCGUGAUCGACAUACUCCAGAAGCUUAAGAAAGUUUCAUAUCUGCGAAUGCAAAAUUUCGUGUAAGUUGCUCCCAAUAUGCUCUGCUUCAAAUAUGAAUGUGAUUUCCAAGCAUUAAGACACAAUCAUUCUAGGGUAAAGAUAGAAAGGUUGACAUAGUAAUUAUAACAUAGGGACGAGUAUUCAUCUCCGAAUUAAAUGCAGGCUCAUCGAAAUUAUAUUGCGUCACGCAGCACUGCCCAUAAUUGACUUGAGCGAGAUGCAGGACAGGUCACACGGUACCUGCGCGUGUACGCGGGUUCGCUUCACGCUGUUUUAGCGUAGGAGUCACAGGACCAAAACAGCUGAGAAGUUGAGCAUUUGUUCUUCCGCAGUCUUAGUUGCGGGAAUUGACACACCACGCUGUUAUUUUCUGCACCAUGUGAUUGUGCCGAGCCUACCUAUAAUGUGAAGGACCGUAAAGGCACCGAGCUCACAAGGUCUCAUUAGAGCUCCGUGACGUAGAGCACUUACUGUUCGGCCGGUUCAGUCGGCUAACUUUGGUGUCCUGAUUCUUAAGUCAUUGGUGUUAUACAGUGUUAUUUCCAAGUAAGCAGUAUUCAUUUUAAGUAACAUCAGUGUGCCUUUCUCCGUUCCACUACAGUAUGGUGUCCGAAUCCAAGGAAACUCUUUUACUUGUUCCUUGUGCGUUCAUUCCCCAUGUUGGGUUUUCAUUAGAUCUGCAGCUGUAUGAUUAUUGUUUAAUAAUCAUGUCACACAUAUGUGAUGUUUACAGACAGGUCGUGUCUUUACACAGUCCUUAUUGUGUCGUAGAACCUGGAAACAUUAUUGCUGUGAACAUUUAUUUAUUUUUGCAAAAAGACACUGGAAAUUAGAGUUUAGUAACCAGCAAAAUAAACCAGAUUUGGAUUUUUCUAUGACUUU
Molecule: messenger RNA, 11752 nt
Organism: Esox lucius (northern pike)
Lineage: Eukaryota; Metazoa; Chordata; Actinopteri; Esociformes; Esocidae
Product: cadherin EGF LAG seven-pass G-type receptor 1
Exons: 34
Coding region: 389-9595 (3068 amino acids)
Biological process (GO): homophilic cell-cell adhesion; G protein-coupled receptor signaling pathway; cell surface receptor signaling pathway
Cellular component (GO): plasma membrane
Molecular function (GO): calcium ion binding; G protein-coupled receptor activity
Source: RefSeq, a predicted model, not a curated record